This is a messenger RNA of Nematocida parisii ERTm1, 369 nucleotides long. RefSeq lists its product as uncharacterized. Lineage: Eukaryota; Fungi; Microsporidia. The record is from RefSeq and is a predicted model, not a curated record. Bases 1 to 369 code for a protein of 122 amino acids. The transcript has a single exon.
AUGAUUCUUACACUUCCCUCCUUUCUUGUACGGCGCAUAGUAAGAAAGGGUUCAUUACGGGAGUUAAAUGGAAUAAAGGAGAUUGCACUGACAGGAAAGAUAAUUAGAAGAACCAGAGGUACUGCUAUACUUUUCGACUCAUUUUCAGGCAUUUCAAUACAAACAAAUCAUCCUAUGCUGCAGAAGGAGAUAGACAAAAGCAUAGAAAAUAACUAUUCUGUCCAUGUUACUUGCGAUGUAGAAAGAAUUCCAAAGGCAAGGCUUCGUGUAAAAUCUGUUAGAAAGUGCACUUUCUAUGAAGAAAUGUACAGAACAAUUGAGGCAAUUGAAUUUUGGAAAAAGGUUCAGUUUCAAAAACAACCAAAGUAA